GAAGUGCUCGGCUCAUCCACAUUACAUCAGGGUUUCAGUUCUACUAUGGGAAAUAACCCCAUCAUUACCCUGUGACGGGGCCGCCCGGUUCCUCCUGAACUACCAGCCCACCGCUCCGUGAGAGGGCGGUCGCCCCCAUGUUGGAGGGGCGGUAGCCUGCAGCUUUUCUCCCCUCUUGUCGUCACGGCAGCUUUUUUAUUCAGUCAGUGCCUGUGAGCCCGCCGGCUGGUUGGACCACCGACUCCUCUGAAACCCACACUUUAAAUAAAGCAACCUAAUCUGGAUAAUACGCGGUUAUUACCAAGAUGGCUACGGACAACUUUGAAAUGAACGGUGAUGCUGACCGGAACGGCGAAGCGGAGGUCCCGCUGCGGAGACCCUGGAGGAGGCAGCAGGAACCUCUGAACAUGAACCAUUAUGCCAAUAAGAAGAGUGCAGCGGAGAGCAUGCUGGAUGUGGCUCUGCUGAUGGCUAAUGCCUCACAGCUGAAGGCCGUGAUGGAGCAAGGACCAGACUUCAGCUUCUACGUGCCCCUCAUCACGCUCAUUAGCAUCUCCCUCAUACUACAGAUCGUAGUGGGAGUUCUGCUCAUCUUUAUUGUGAAGUGGAACCUGAAUGAUGAGAGCAUGCACUACAAGCUGAACAUCAUGGAGAACUUUGCCACAGCCUUCGUCUUCAUCAUAGUGGUGGUCAACGUCUUCAUCACAGCCUUUGGUGUGCAGCGGCCCAACACACAAGGCUGAUGCCUGCUGAUCAACUUAGUACAGAUGGACCUCUACAUUAUUUAUGCAAAUGAGCAGGAUAUUUAUUCACCAAAUUAAACGGCAUGCAGGUGCACUUGCCUUUCUGUAAUCUAACCUCCAAGGCUUCAGAAGACCCGACACAUCCUGAGGAUCAGGUGACAUUGCGUGUGUAUGUCUGUGUGUGUGUAUUGAAGGAGUUCUUCCUUCUCUAUGGACAAAUGUGUGGUCACUUUUUAUUUCACUGUGUGGCUACCCAGUUUGUUACCUCUUUUCUUGCUCAGGUUACUGAUGCAAAUACAUUAUUACCUUUACUUACAGAACAAACAUAUCAGGAGCAAUAUACUGCGUGUCAGUCACAACCAUUAUGAAUGUUUCAUGAACAAAAACAUGUUCUAGUACUGUUAUUUUAACAUGAGUCAGUAUCUGUCAGUCUAAACCUGCAUGUGUGCCUACAUCUCUAGGAGAAUAAAAGAAAUAAAUCACCACAGCAUCAUCCAAAUGACAUUCUUCGCAGUAGGUGAAUCAGGAGCCAGCCUGGCCUACUGCUGCUCGUGAGGCAUUACAUGAUACAACAGCUUUAUUAUGUGGGCAGACGUACGUUUACAUUAUUAUAAACCUCGACCAACUAAUGAAAUGGACCUUACAUGCUCUGUUUUUUAAGUGCUAUUCAAGUAUAGUUUGUGAUGUGUAGAGUGAUUUAUGCUAGUGUUUGUUUAUUGACGUAUAUAGUGCACUGUGUUUCUUUCAGGCCUUUUAUCACAUUUUUUAAAGACCAAAAACUUACAAAGCUUUUUCAACAUGAUCUUGUAUUACACACUGUGACGACUAUUUUAAAUGAAUUUUAUAAAUAAACCACAAAAGU
Molecule: messenger RNA, 1605 nt
Organism: Epinephelus fuscoguttatus (brown-marbled grouper)
Lineage: Eukaryota; Metazoa; Chordata; Actinopteri; Perciformes; Serranidae
Product: ninjurin-1-like
Exons: 3
Coding region: 306-743 (145 amino acids)
Biological process (GO): cell adhesion; tissue regeneration
Cellular component (GO): membrane
Source: RefSeq, a predicted model, not a curated record